UUCCAGAUAAAUUAAGUUGAAGAAAGAAUCAGUAAAACAAUGUUUGGAUCUGUAAUUUUAUUUUGCGUCUUCCUUAUCCUCAUAUAUCUAUGGAAAUACAAAAAGCCUGAAAACUUCCCACCAGGCCCCACCCCACGACCGGUUAUCGGUAAUGUAAUGGAUUUACCAAAAGGACACCUUUAUCUAAAGGUGGAGGAGUGGUCGAAGAUUUAUGGCCAAAUUAUUGGUCUCCGUAUAUUUAAUGAUCUAGCAGUUUUUGUAACAGGAGUUGAUAACAUACUUUUAGCCCUGCGAAAAGAAGAAUUUCAGAGUCGACCAGAUAUAUUUUCAGUCAAAACAAGGAAUUACGGAAAAUCAUUAGGUUUAUUUUUUGGCACUGGAGAUCAAUGGAAUUCUACCCGUAAAUUUACCGUGAAACAGAUGCGAGCCUUUGGAAAAUUUGAAAAAGUAAAUUUAAUAGUAGAAGAAAUCAACCAACUUAUGGAAACUAUUAAGGAUGGAACCAUGCAGGGCAAUGGUCUGUUUGGUCUAGCUGCUGUAAAUGUCAUCUGGAUGAUUAUAGCAAACAAAAGGAUUGACAUCAACGAUACGAGAUCUCGCAGAUUCUUGAAAAAUUUAAAUAAAGUUUUCCGCCUGGGAAGUCCCAGCGGACGUGAUAUAGUUGACGUAUUUCCAAUUUUAAGAUUUGUCAAUUCAAGAUUUAAGUUCACUUUACAAGUUUUCAAAGAAACCCAUGAUUUUAUCAGAGAAACGAUACAGGAGCACAGGGAAAGUCUGGACCCCAACAACCCACGGGAUUUGAUAGACAGUUACCUCAUUGAGAUGGAUUGCAACAAAGGAAACCCUGACUCACGUUUCACAGAGGAAGACCUUAUUGUGCUUGGAACUGAUUUGUUCUCUGCGGGAGCAGAAUCUACUAGCAAUUCCAUAGAGUUUGUGUUGCUGUACAUGAUCUUGUAUCCUGAGGUCCAGGAGAAGAUGCAAGAGGAAAUAGACAGAGUUCUGGGGAGAGGAAGAAAGCCUGUUUUGGAUGAUAAAGCCAACUUGCACUAUACAAUGGCAGUUCUGAAUGAGGUGGAGAGAAUCAACAGUGUUGUGCCCACCAAUGUCCCUCACUACUGUGUCAAGGAUACCACAUUCGGGGGCUACUUUAUUCCUAAGGGCACUUUGAUAUCCAUGAACUUACGCUCUCUUGGAUAUGAUCCUAAAUACUGGAAAAAUCCAGAGGAAUUCCAUCCAGAGAGAUUCCUAGAUUCAGAAGGGAAAUACGUAAAACCUUCAAAUAUGCCUUCAUUUGGCAUUGGUCAGAGAACAUGUGUGGGCGAGAUGAUGGCCAGAACCUCUAUCUUCCUCUUCACUACAACUUUCUUUGAGAAGUUUUCCAUCAGCUUACCAGCUGGGGAGCCGAAGCCUUCUACUGUGGCACUCCCAGGGUUCACCACCGCUCCACAGCCUUUCAAGAUCGAUGUUAAGAGCAGAUAUUGAUUGAAAGACUUGAAAAUAUGCUUAAUAAUAAAAAAACUAUGUACCUGUUUUAAAUUAUAAACAUGAACAUUAGUGUUUUUGUCAAUUAGAAUGUUUAUACUUAAAA
Molecule: messenger RNA, 1591 nt
Organism: Homalodisca vitripennis (glassy-winged sharpshooter)
Lineage: Eukaryota; Metazoa; Arthropoda; Insecta; Hemiptera; Cicadellidae
Product: cytochrome P450 2C3-like
Exons: 9
Coding region: 40-1485 (481 amino acids)
Biological process (GO): xenobiotic metabolic process
Cellular component (GO): intracellular membrane-bounded organelle; cytoplasm
Molecular function (GO): heme binding; iron ion binding; oxidoreductase activity, acting on paired donors, with incorporation or reduction of molecular oxygen, reduced flavin or flavoprotein as one donor, and incorporation of one atom of oxygen
Source: RefSeq, a predicted model, not a curated record